UUUAUUAGAAUGAAAUUACACGAAGUCCAGGUUGUACAAAAUUGUGAUGAAAGGAUAGAACCAAUACUGAGUUAACGAAAAGAGGGAAAUCGUAUUGUUCCAUUCUUUUUAGACAAGAAUUGACAGAUUUUCAAAAACGAUAUAGAAUCGUAAAGAUAUCGGCGCAGACAAAUAAUAAAUUCUCGCUUCGAGUCAGAAAAGGGUAAUCUUAUCUGCAGUAGGUAUUUUUCAAAAAAACAAAAAACGAAGUCGGCUUUAAGGAGAUCCGUUUCACGUUUUAGUCAAGAUUAAAAAAGGGCGAGAUAUGAGUGGUCGCACAAGCGGGAAAUCUGACGGACUUGGUUGAUCAGCACGAUGUUUUCCGUUUCCAAGUGCGCCCGAUCGCGAAUUUGCCUUGAACCCGUGAAAAAUGCCUUCUUUCGGGACCGGAUUCAGGCGAGGAGGGCCUUCAGCAUACACGAGCACAUGAGCUACGCCAUUUUUAUAAAGAAUGGCGUACCCGUGCCCAAGCACGGUUUGGUUACCGACCCGGACCAAGCCAUCAAAGUCGCUAAGUCCCUGGGCACUGAAGACCUCGUCAUGAAAGCCCAGGUCCUCACCGGAGGACGGGGAAAAGGAAGAUUCUUCAAGAGCGGAAAGCCGGGCGUCAUACCGUUCACCAUACCCCAGGAAGCUGAAGAACUUGCAUCAUCCAUGAUCGGAGACACAUUAAUAACCGCCCAGAGUGGACCGGAAGGGAAGGUUUGCAACUCGGUCAUGAUAGCUGAAAUGAUCAAGGCCAAACACGAGUACUACCUUUCUAUAGUGAUGGAAAGAAGCUUCCACGGUCCAGUUAUCAUUUCAUCGUUGAAAGGGGGUGUCGACAUCGAAAAAGUCGCUGAACAGACACCAGCAGCCAUUAAUACAACUCCCAUUGACAUCUUUAAUGGACUAAACAAGACCACUGCAGAGGGCAUUGCAGCAGGACUUGGACUGAUCAGGUGUCAGGAGGAAGUAGGGGACAUAAUAAUGAAGUUAUACGAAAUUUUUAUCACUUCAGACGCUUCUCUGGUGGAAGUGAAUCCGUUUAUUAACGACGAAAGUGACAACUUCUACUGCUUGGAUGCAAAGAUCAAUUUUGAUGACUCUGCUGAAUAUAGACAGAAGGACUUAUUUCUUUUAAGAGACUACAGUCAAGAGGACAUAAAAGAAGUGACAGCGGCCAAAUACAAUUUGAACUAUGUUACCCUCGAUGGAAAUAUCGGGUGUAUGGUGAAUGGGGCUGGGCUGGCUAUGGCCACCAUGGAUAUCAUUAAAUUGAGCGGCGGCGAGCCGGCCAAUUUCUUGGACGUUGGAGGUUCUGCCACGGAGAAAACGGUGAAAGAGGCUUUCAAGAUUAUCUCUUCAGACCCAAAAGCAAAAGCCAUUCUGGUUAACAUCUUUGGUGGCAUCAUGAGAUGUGACAUCAUCGCAAACGGGAUCGUCGCAGCAGUGACAGAGCUGGAACUGAAAAUCCCGACUGUCGUGCGACUCCAUGGCAGCAAUCACAGUAAAGGUAAAAAUAUCUUGAACAAGUCGGGCCUGAAGAUCCAUGCUGCUGAUGACCUAGCUGAAGCCGCCCGCUUUGCUGUCGAUCUGUCCAAUCAAAAAUAACGUAAAACAGUCCAUCGGAUACAUUUCAAAAUCACCUUUUAUUUAAAAAAAUUAUAUUGUUUACGUCAAACAAUAUUUUGCCUACUCAUAAAACGAAAUAAAUAAGUUGUAGAUCAUCACAAACGAUUUUGAGCACAUCAUCUCUUGGUGAGAGAAACCUGACAGAUAUAAAUGUGGUGAUAUUCACAGUACAGAAUUUAUAAUAAUUCGUAAUUUAUAAUCUAGUUUAAGAACAAAAUCAUGUCCAAUAAAACAUUUUUACUUAA
Cimex lectularius (bed bug) is the source of this 1898-nucleotide messenger RNA. RefSeq names its product succinate--CoA ligase [ADP-forming] subunit beta, mitochondrial-like. The transcript has 10 exons. Gene Ontology annotation, biological process: succinyl-CoA metabolic process; tricarboxylic acid cycle. Gene Ontology annotation, cellular component: mitochondrion; succinate-CoA ligase complex. The record is from RefSeq and is a predicted model, not a curated record. Gene Ontology annotation, molecular function: succinate-CoA ligase (ADP-forming) activity; ATP binding; metal ion binding. NCBI's taxonomy places the organism in Eukaryota, Metazoa, Arthropoda, Insecta, Hemiptera, Cimicidae. Bases 355 to 1632 code for a protein of 425 amino acids.